CAAUAAAAAUGCGGCCCAAAAUGUUUUUAUUGCUCCAAAAUUGAAAAAGACCUAAAGAAGCAACAGCUUGAAGUUGGAAGUGAAGAGAUCAAACAUGGGCAGCAGAAGGUCCAUCUCAAAAAUCGGUCAAGCUUACUGCUUUGAAUUUCAACGCCGUCGUUUUUCCUCAAAGCCCUCUUACCCUUCUUCCGCGAAGGCGCACCCGCAAGUGGCCAGUGACGACGAUGACGCCGCCGUGCCGACCGCCGGAAUAAGUAGGCCCCUCUCCGAAAUUCUCAAGGACUUGAACAAAAAGGUUCCCGAUUCCCUUAUCAAAUCUCGCACAGAAGCCUCUGACUUUUCUCUGAGAUACGUUCCCUGGCACAUACUGAAUCGGAUUUUGAACCUACAUGCACCAGGUGAGAAUGGUCUGGUGAGGUCCGUAGCAUCACUUAUUCUGCUGAUGCCACUUCUGUAUCCGUUGUGUAUCGUGUCACACUUUAUGGAACUGAUGCAGAGAUCUUCAGAGAAGCAACAGGCAGCGCUUCAGUUAGCGACACAAGCUAUGGGGGUCCUGUGCAAAAGGCAGAAGCAAUGGCAUUUCGUCGAGCUUGUGCUCGCCUUGGCCUGGGACUUCAUCUUUAUCAUCAAGAAUUGGAAUGAUUUGUCUAUGUUCAUCUUCACCUGGAUUACCUAUCAUGUAUGUCAACACCUACUUGCUUCUAUAUGUAAUCCACUUAGCACAUUAUCAUCAAGGCUUGUUUUGUUACAAGUUAAUUUGGCUCAUUUUGUAUGUGAAUUUAUGUGACAUGGUGAUCCGCGAGUCUUGAUUAAAUGAUAUUCUUAUAAAUGUAUAUGUAAGUUGGUGAAAAUAAAUAAAGGUAUAUGAGCAAA
Messenger RNA from Salvia miltiorrhiza (redroot sage), 873 nucleotides. Its product is annotated as DNA repair RAD52-like protein 1, mitochondrial. The coding region runs from base 95 to 787 and encodes 230 amino acids. Lineage: Eukaryota; Viridiplantae; Streptophyta; Magnoliopsida; Lamiales; Lamiaceae. The record is from RefSeq and is a predicted model, not a curated record. Gene Ontology annotation, biological process: double-strand break repair via homologous recombination. The transcript is spliced from 4 exons. Gene Ontology annotation, molecular function: DNA binding.